AUGGCACCUAGCAACAUAUUACUAAUGAGGAAGAAUAAUGGAAGAUAUCCAGAAGAGCCAAAUAAUGCAUGGGUAGGAGCCCUCGCUAUGGGCAUGGUCUUCUUCUGUUCUCCCAUUGUGAGUAUAUUCACUGACCGUUUGGGCUGCCGAAUCACAGCAACUGCAGGGGCUGCUGUUGCUUUCAUUGGUCUCCAUACCAGCUCCUUCACCAGCUCCCUAAGCCUGCGCUACUUCACCUAUGGGAUUCUCUUUGGUUGUGGCUGUUCCUUCGCCUUUCAGCCAUCCCUCGUCAUCCUGGGCCACUAUUUCCAACGCCGCCUGGGUCUGGCCAAUGGUGUGGUGUCUGCUGGGAGUAGCAUCUUCUCCAUGUCUUUCCCCUUCCUCAUCAAUAUGCUGGGGGACAAGAUCAAGCUGGCCCAAACCUUCCAGGUGCUGAGUACCUUUAUGUUUGUUCUCAUGCUGCUUUCACUCACCUACCGGCCCCUCCUGCCCAGCUCCCAGGACACCCCAAGCAAGAUGGGUGUCCAUACCCUGCACCAGCGCUUUCUGGCUCAGCUCAGGAAGUAUUUCAACAUGCGAGUGUUUCGCCAACGUACCUACCGCAUCUGGGCCUUCGGGAUUGCUGCUGCUGCCCUUGGCUACUUCAUUCCCUAUGUACACCUGAUGAAGUAUGUGGAAGAGGAGUUCUCAGAAAUCAAGGAGACCUGGGUGCUCUUGGUGUGUAUUGGGGCUACCUCAGGCCUCGGGCGUCUUGUGUCAGGCCGUAUCAGCGAUUCCAUUCCUGGACUUAAGAAGAUCUACUUGCAGGUCAUCUCUUUCCUGCUCCUGGGCCUGAUGUCCAUGAUGAUUCCUCUGUGUCGGGGCUUCGGGGGCCUCAUCGUUGUCUGCCUCUUCCUGGGCUUAUGCGAUGGCUUCUUCAUCACCAUCAUGGCCCCCAUUGCCUUUGAGCUGGUGGGCCCAAUGCAGGCCUCGCAGGCCAUUGGCUACCUUCUGGGCAUGAUGGCCCUACCGAUGAUUGCUGGGCCCCCCAUUGCAGGGCUUCUCCGCAACUGUUUUGGAGACUACCAUGUGGCCUUCUACUUUGCCGGUGUGCCCCCCAUCAUUGGGGCUAUAAUCCUCUUCUUCGUCCCUCUGAUGCAUCAAAAGAUGUUCAAGAAAGAGCAGAGGGAUUCCAGCAAGGAUAAGAUGUUGGCUCCUGACCCGGACCCCAACGGGGAGCUGCUGCCAGGCUCUCCCACCCCUGAGGAACCUAUCUAA
Messenger RNA from Orycteropus afer afer, 1257 nucleotides. RefSeq names its product monocarboxylate transporter 8. The coding region runs from base 1 to 1257 and encodes 418 amino acids. Gene Ontology annotation, biological process: transmembrane transport. Lineage: Eukaryota; Metazoa; Chordata; Mammalia; Tubulidentata; Orycteropodidae. The transcript is spliced from 7 exons. Gene Ontology annotation, molecular function: monocarboxylic acid transmembrane transporter activity; thyroid hormone transmembrane transporter activity. The record is from RefSeq and is a predicted model, not a curated record.